Cylas formicarius (sweet potato weevil) is the source of this 2642-nucleotide messenger RNA. Its product is annotated as store-operated calcium entry regulator STIMATE-like. The coding region runs from base 219 to 1055 and encodes 278 amino acids. The record is from RefSeq and is a predicted model, not a curated record. The transcript is spliced from 3 exons. Gene Ontology annotation, cellular component: membrane. NCBI's taxonomy places the organism in Eukaryota, Metazoa, Arthropoda, Insecta, Coleoptera, Brentidae.
AGAUCAUUUGAAAUAGUAGUGUUCUGUGUUGUUUUGUUAAAAAAUGUCAUGCAAAGCAUUGAUUGACUGUGCUAUGGUGCAAGAACACUUGGUGGAUUUUCAUGAAAAAUAUAUCGAUGAGCGAUAGGAAAUUCAAAUGUUGCUAAAUUACAGGAAAGUUAAAAUUGCAGUUAAUUGAGGAUAUAGUUUAAGAAUGAAAAGAUUGCCACUGUUGAUGUAUGGUUUUUAUUAUCAUGAAUUCUUCUGUAAACCUUGGAGUGGUUGUUCAGUAUAGUGGAGGCUUACACUGCAGUAAAGAUGCACUUACGGACAUGUUUGGAUGGUUUCUUCAGAUUCUUUUAGCUGGCCUUGCUUUUACUUGUCUUGUUGCCAAAAGAUUUUGUGAACCACGAGCAUACCGUCGGUCAUGGCAAAUUUGGUUUUAUGAUACUUCAAAACAGGGAUUAGGGGCUAUGGCUAUUCAUUUGGCUAAUGUUUGGCUUGCUGGACAGUAUACUGGGGAUCCAUGCACCUGGUACCUCAUUAACUUUCUCUUAGACUCAACCAUAGGCUUAGUCAUAAUCUUUAUUGGAAUUCGAACUAGUCAGUAUCUUGCAAGGAGGAAGGGUUGGGAAGCUAUUAAUUUUGGAGAAUAUGGCAAACCACCAAACAUGAAUGCUUGGUUAGCUCAGUGUAGUCUAUAUGUUGGGCUUAUGUUUAUCGUAAAAGUUUCAAUUACACUGUUCAUGCAACUGGAUUUCUGGGAGAAUGUGAAAAAUUUUAUUUUAUCACCAAUUCCCAAUCCUAAGUUGGAAUUGGCUUUUGUGAUGCUAAUUAUUCCAUUUUUUGUAAAUAUGUUGAUGUUCUGGGUUACAGACAAUUUCUUAAUGUACAGAGAACCACUUAGAAGACGUAGGAUUAGUUCAGAAGAGAGUCUUCUUCAGAAAGCUAAAGUUAAAUAUCGUAAUUUUCGUAAGAAAAAACUUGAUUCUGACUGUGAUGUAUUACUAUCGGCUGAUGAUGAAUUGUUGGAUUCCGAGGUCAUACCAAUUGUCAGAGGUAGCAUUUUGGCCUAAACAUUCCACUGACUAAAUUAAAGUUGACUAUGAAGGCCGCAAACAUGGUUUUAUAUUACAUGUUUGAGAAUUAAUAUCCCAUUUUUUGCAUUUCCAUAGUGCUUUAGAAAUAUAAAAAUAUUUAAUAUAACCCAUAAGGUUUAAAGAAUUAUAUAAUAAUAACAAAACAAAAUAUUUUGGGUGCGAGCUACUCUAUACUAGUUAUUACAAAGGAUGUGCCUAUUAUGUAUAUAAAAUGUCUAGAUCGGCUAAAAGAUUUAGCAAAAGAAAUAGAUUUUAUGAGGUAUAAAAUGGCAUAUAGGUUGAUGCUUGGCAGAUGAAGUAGAACGGUUACGCAGUAACAUAACAUCACCUGCUAUGAGCCGAGUUUAAUAAGAGCCAAUGGAUAAAAAACCACAUUAUAUUUCUUCUUGGUCUUGUCAGAGUUUUUUAGAGAAUUCUGACGGCACGCAGUGCUACGCCUGCCACAUUUUGAGAUUUACUAUUGUGAUUUUUUUUAUAGGUUACGAUUAACAUAAAGGUUACCUUAUCCAUUAAGAAAAUUUUAAUAGAAUUUAAGUGAAAACUAUGGAAGUCUUUAAUAAUAUUUUUUAAACCUACUCCUAGAGGUGCUAGAGGUUUUUAACAAUCCUUCAUAAUCUCAAUUACUCUUAGAUGCUAAAUUAUUUUAAACGAUGUUAUGAUAUUAUCAUCUGUCAUUUUUUUUCCACCCAUUUUUUAAAUAAUGCCGACCUCAUUAAACAUUUUACGAAUUUAUGUUCAUGAAAAUGACACGGCUUUAUUGAUUUAUCUCCUUAUAUGAUAAAAUGGCUUAGACUUGAAGUACACAAUUACGUUUUUUGAAACAGAGCCUCUGAACUCCAAAUUGAAACGGGCACUAAAAGAAAUUCUAAUGCUUCCCAUAGAAAUAAAAAAAAGCAAUUCGAGCAACCUGUUUUUGAAAUUUUUUAUACUAUCUACGUAUUAAAAAUUUUUUGUCCAAUUGCAAAAAAUUGGCUAUAGAACAUUAAAUUUUUAAGUGGUAAGUAGAGUAAAAAUGGCACUAAAAAUAACAAUUAUGUAUUUAUUUCAUUACAAGUAAUGAAAUUUAAUUCAAAUAGUUUUUCUGUCUUAUUUCUGGCGUAAAUAUAGUUGUUUAGUAUAAUUUAUUUUAUUAUGUGUACCAAAUAUACCAAGGUUGUAUUUAGCUUGUUAAGUUGCUAAGUUGUAAAAUAAUAAAACAAUAUAUUUUUAGUAUUAUAUUUAUUAUAUCUCAUAUACCAGAUAUUCCAUGGCUGUUUCUAGCUUAUUACCUUCAUUUGUAAAGUAAUAAAACUCAAAAUUUUUAGUGAUAUCUUUAUUAUAUCUCAAGAGGUGAGUUAGUUAUUUUACAACAUGUGUUAAUAAAAAAUAGAUAUUUACAGACUAAGUCAUUUGUAAGUUCAAAACAAUUUGUUUUAUUAUUUUAAUAACUACAUACAUAUACCAGCUCGCACAGGCGAAAAAUUUAAACGUAAAUAAAUGGUAAAUUAGUCUAAUAGAGUCCAGCAAUAAGCGAGUCACAAGGAUUUCUGGCGAAUAAAAGGAAAAACUGAGAAGUAUAAAUAA